Messenger RNA from Camelina sativa (false flax), 570 nucleotides. RefSeq names its product protein DOWN-REGULATED IN DIF1 11-like. Lineage: Eukaryota; Viridiplantae; Streptophyta; Magnoliopsida; Brassicales; Brassicaceae. The record is from RefSeq and is a predicted model, not a curated record.
UAUAACAUGCAAAUUUUAACUAGAAGUAAUAAAAAGGAGAUUAAAGAAAAUAAAUAAUGAAGACUAAUAGUAAUUGUGUUUUCAUGGCAUCUCUUCUAGUGAUCACCACAUUGGUAUUGUUUGCUUAUCCAAGUUUGGCUUCAAAACUUGAAGAUAACGAGGAACCGUUGAUAGAUCCCAAUGUUGAUUUAGAUCCGUUUGCGAGGUCCCCGACUACGGAUGAAAUCAAUAGAGACAUGACUCGUAAACUGCCAAAAGAUGUUUUAGAGUAUGCCCUGUUUUGCGGUCAAUUGAUGGGAGAAUCUAGAUGCAACGAUGAAGUCCUGGGUGAGAUUCUUCAAGAUAAACCAGCUUCGAGGUAUUGUUGCAUGAAAAUGAUGAUCUACGGCGAAGAAUGUCACAUAGCUUUUAGGGAAUUUAUGUUUAAGGUUUAUAAGUUCAAACAAUUUGCUUCUAAAGCCCGUCCUCGGAUUCGUCAAGUCUGGAACAGAUGUUAUGCUGAAGUUGGAGGUUUAUUUUAACCAUUUUCUCAAUCCCUUCAUUGUAUCCAUCCAACUAAUAUAUAUGUAA